AAACCAGGUAGAGUGAUCAUCGAAUGUUUGAAAGACAAGUUUCCUAAGAAUCUAAUUUUGAAAUGUAGAAUGCAAGUUAUUAGCUAGCUAGGCUGGGAUAGCUUAUUAUGUUUUCCUUAGCUUAGGAAACAAACAAUUAAUAAUAACUUAAUUACAGUUUUCGAUGCACAAAAGAAUAUAAAGUCAUUGACUAACACACAAAACAAAUAAUAUUUUAGCUUCUCAGCAUGUUAUUUUCAUUGCUUCACACAUCAUUCAUACCCUUCCAACAAGCCAAAUAAUACCUUAUUCCCUUUUUCUUUUCAACAAAUUAAAUAUAAUGGCUUCCUCCAAUCAUCACCUUCUUCUUCUUCUUCUUAAUUAUUUUUCGAAGAAAAAAAUCGAAAAAGAAAAUCAACAUGGAAGAUGGAAACAUGAUUGCUGCAGAUUGCAUUGUCAUAUGUUGUUGUUGCCAAUGUAUGAUCCUCCAAAUCAUAAUCUUCAUACUAGUCAAACUUCCAAACAAACUACUCAAAAAGACGAGAGAAUAUGCCAAAAGAUUCCGAUCCCAACGGAGAAAGAGACGAAGAACAAAGAAGAUUAUCACGCAGAUUGAAAUAACGACGAGAAAAAGAUACGACGAAGACAGCUUAAGUGCAAGUUUUGGAAAUUCAUUCAGAGUCGAAUCGUUUCGGUUUGGUAGUAGUUGUGAUUGCAUGCAUGAAAUAGAGAGCGUUUUGGAAGAUUUUUCGAGCAGGGGUGAAUUUGCUUUCGGAAGUUUUUGGGGUGGGGAAGCUUCUAGAAGUUUCCGAUCUUGCUGUCUGAACGAGGAGGUGCUUGAUUACGACAACGUUGGAUUUCGUUUGAUGGAAUUGUUUGGCGGAGCAAAUUUCUCUUGUCAUCAUUAAUAUUUAGUUCUUGAAAAUUUCUCGUUGAUAAUAUAUAUCGUUCAGUA
Molecule: messenger RNA, 934 nt
Organism: Erythranthe guttata (spotted monkey flower)
Lineage: Eukaryota; Viridiplantae; Streptophyta; Magnoliopsida; Lamiales; Phrymaceae
Source: RefSeq, a predicted model, not a curated record